Molecule: messenger RNA, 532 nt
Organism: Capsella rubella
Lineage: Eukaryota; Viridiplantae; Streptophyta; Magnoliopsida; Brassicales; Brassicaceae
Exons: 1
Coding region: 107-337 (76 amino acids)
Source: RefSeq, a predicted model, not a curated record
AUGUUGUGUAUAUCAUCAAUAUAACAAAAGAUAUUUUUAUUAUUCUAGAAACCUAAAGAAGAAAAAUUAGUCUCGCAGCCGCACGCACCCGGAGAAACAAAAAAAAAUGGCUGCUUCGUCGUCCUCCUCUUCAGGUCGCGAAUUCGAACUAGAGAAGGAGAUAAAGAGGCAAGAGGUUUCGUUAGAUGAAUUGAGCUGUCUCUCUUCUUCUCGAAGCGUCUACCAGAAGAAUUGCAACCUCUUCUUCCUCACCACAGCUGAUAAAGCCAAAACCUCUGCGCAGAAACAACUUGACCUCGCGAAAUCUCAACUCGGCAAGAUUCGUUCCCGGACAUAAACAAUGGGAGCUUUGUAGUUCUCGAUUUAGAGCUUACCUGUGUUUCCUAUGAUGUAUUGCUUCAUCUUGUUAUGUUUUGCUAUGAAAGAUUCAUACCACGAGGUUCAAAUAUAAAGAGUUAUGGUAUGAUCUUGAAUAAUCGUGGAAUUGAUUGUAAAUUUCUUGAUUUUAAUAUGAAAAUCAUCUGUUCUGAUA